AUGCAACAUUCAUGUUCACAUACAUGCCAACAUGUUGAUGAAACAAAUGUUGGUCGAUGGAAUUUAUAUACAAAAAUUGAUAAAUAUAAUUUACAAUGUUAUAAUGAAAAACAUGAUAGUUCAGUUGAAAGUGAUGAUGAACAAGAAUUACUUUUCAGUAUACCAUUUAAUGGUGCUCUAAAAAUAACUGGUCUAUGUGUUAUUGGUGAAAAUGAUCCAUCACAUCCAAAUACAGUUAAAUUAUAUGUGAAUAUAUCUUCUUCUACAUGCAAUAAUGUUCAGUGUCUGUCUGUCUGUCUGUUUCUCUGUGCCGGGUCAAAGGUCAAAUAAGACUCUAAGGGAGAGAUCUCUAGAGCCUAUUUUAUGGGGUACUUAUAGAUCCUCACGGGCUAUCCUAUGGGAGUACCCAUAGGUUCUCCAGAGCUAUCCUAAGAGGGUACCUAUAGGUCCGCCAGGGCUAUUCUAUGAGGGUAUCCAUAGGUCCUCAAGGGCUAUGCUAAGACGGUACCCAUAGGUCCUCCAGGGCUAUCCUAUGGGGGUACCUAUACCUCCUCCAAGGCUCAUCUAUCAGGUACCCACAAGUUCCCAAGUGCUAUCCUAUGGGGGUAGCUAUAGGUCCUCCAGGGCUACCCUACGGGAGAACGCAUAGGUCCUCCAGGGCUACCCUAUGGGGAUAUCCAUAGGUCCCCCAGGGCUAUGAGAUGGCGGUACCUAUAGAUCCACAAGGGGACCCUACGGGGUACCGAUAGGUCCCCAAGUGCUAUUCUAUGGGGGUACCCAUAGGUCCUUCAGAGCUAUCCUUUGAGGGUACCCAUAGGUCCUCAAGGGCUAUCCUAUGGGGGUACCCAUAGG
Rotaria sp. Silwood1 is the source of this 852-nucleotide messenger RNA. NCBI's taxonomy places the organism in Eukaryota, Metazoa, Rotifera, Eurotatoria, Philodinida, Philodinidae. The record is from the annotation of a GenBank genome assembly.